This is a messenger RNA of Eucalyptus grandis, 632 nucleotides long. RefSeq names its product selenoprotein K. The coding region runs from base 37 to 366 and encodes 109 amino acids. NCBI's taxonomy places the organism in Eukaryota, Viridiplantae, Streptophyta, Magnoliopsida, Myrtales, Myrtaceae. Gene Ontology annotation, biological process: calcium ion transport; endoplasmic reticulum calcium ion homeostasis. Gene Ontology annotation, cellular component: endoplasmic reticulum membrane; Golgi apparatus. The record is from RefSeq and is a predicted model, not a curated record. The transcript has 4 exons.
UGUAGGGGUAUGAAAUCUUCACUAUCACUUUGAAAGAUGAUGAAACAAGAUUUCCUUUGGCAUUUACUUAAAGGUGUGGUGAAAUCCAAGAAAUCAAUAUGGCGACUUAAAACGAUCACGGACUUAUUCUGGGCAAUUGUUAAUUAUAUAGGCGUGUUUUUCGCUACAAUGUUUUCGAUGGAAAAGUCUGACGCUUAUAGGAAAGGCCUUGCCUCUGGCAAGAAAUGGGAUGGUGGUGGUGGUGGCCCAGGAGGUUCCGGAAGGGGUCCAUAUGGUGGCGGUCCUCGUGGCCCACCACGUGGAUUGGAUAAUGUCCGUGGAAUUGACCACAGUUCGUUGCCUGCAUGUGGUUCUUGCUGUGGUUGAGGGGACGAUGCCUCUAUUCUCCUGCUUAUGGAAGCGUUGAGUGUCUAUGAUGCCUAUAUUUGAAACGACAAAAGCUCAGUUUACGUCUAUGUAUACUUUAUCAUGACUCCUGGAUUGUGUUAAUGUCAGUAAAACUUCUAAGAGGACAGGAAUUGGUACUUGCCAGAUUGUCUUGCUCAUCAGCACAUAAUGAUUCGAAAGUUUGUAAGUGCUAUUUCUAAAUUAGCACGAUUGGUCUAUUGAGGAUAUGCUGCUGUGCCGACUCU